Messenger RNA from Drosophila willistoni, 2546 nucleotides. RefSeq names its product protein suppressor of forked (gene su(f)). Gene Ontology annotation, molecular function: protein binding; mRNA binding. Bases 123 to 2348 code for a protein of 741 amino acids. Gene Ontology annotation, cellular component: nucleus. The record is from RefSeq and is a predicted model, not a curated record. Lineage: Eukaryota; Metazoa; Arthropoda; Insecta; Diptera; Drosophilidae. Gene Ontology annotation, biological process: mRNA 3'-end processing. The transcript has 9 exons.
AUAGCACAGCAAAAAGUUUUUAUGAUUUAUCGGGAAAAAUUUGUGGUGUGUCUGGUUGACGCAAAUCGCCCGGCAUCGGUAUUGACAUCCGGCAUCUAGUCCCAACAAUAAUAUCAGGAAUCAUGACUUCAGCACGAGAUCUUAUAAAGAUUGAUAUAGAAUGGGGCAUGGAGCGCUUGGUGCGGGCCCAACAGAUCGUUGAGGUACGGCCCUUUGAUAUCGAAUCAUGGUCAGUGAUGCUGCGUGAGGCCCAAACCCGGCCAAUUAACGAGGUGCGCAGCCUUUACGAGUCCCUGGUGAAUGUCUUUCCCACUACGGCCCGCUAUUGGAAACUAUACAUUGAGAUGGAGAUGCGCAGCCGUUUCUAUGAACGUGUCGAGAAGCUCUUUCAGCGGUGUCUGGUCAAGAUUCUGAACAUUGAUCUUUGGAAAUUGUAUUUGACAUAUGUUAAAGAGACCAAAUCUGGUCUAAGCACCCACAAAGAGAGAAUGGCCCAAGCAUAUGAUUUUGCUCUGGAGAAAAUUGGCAUGGAUUUGCAUUCAUUUAGCAUUUGGCAGGAUUAUAUAUAUUUUCUGCGUGGUGUGGAGGCUGUUGGCAAUUAUGCUGAAAAUCAAAAGAUCACAGCAGUGCGUCGUGUUUAUCAAAAGGCGGUAGUUACACCCAUUGUUGGCAUUGAACAACUUUGGAAGGACUACAUAGCAUUUGAGCAUAAUAUCAAUCCCAUUAUAUCCGAGAAAAUGAGUCUUGAGCGUUCCAAAGAUUAUAUGAAUGCCCGCCGUGUGGCCAAAGAGCUAGAGCAUCAUACCAAGGGUCUUAAUCGCAAUCUCCCCGCUGUGCCACCCACAUUGACCAAAGAGGAGGUCAAACAGGUGGAACUAUGGAAACGCUUCAUCACCUACGAGAAAUCAAAUCCAUUGCGAACCGAGGAUACAGCUUUAGUUACACGUCGCGUUAUGUUUGCUACAGAGCAGUGCUUAUUGGUGUUAACUCAUCAUCCGGCCGUGUGGCAUCAGGCCUCACAAUUCCUAGACUCCAGUGCACGCGUUCUUACCGAGAAAGGCGAUGUGCAAGCUGCCAAAAUCUUUGCUGACGAAUGCGCCAACAUUCUAGAGAGAUCCAUCAAUGGUGUACUUAAUCGUAAUGCCCUGCUCUAUUUCGCCUAUGCCGACUUUGAGGAGGGUCGUCUUAAAUACGAGAAGGUCCACAGCAUGUAUAACAAGCUAUUGCAAUUGCCGGACAUUGAUCCCACACUGGUCUAUGUGCAGUAUAUGAAGUUUGCUCGCCGUGCCGAAGGUAUUAAGUCGGCACGCAGCAUCUUUAAGAAGGCUCGUGAAGAUGUACGCACACGCUAUCACAUAUUUGUGGCCGCCGCUCUUAUGGAAUACUAUUGCUCAAAGGAUAAAGAGAUUGCAUUUCGUAUUUUCGAGUUGGGUCUAAAGCGUUUUGGCGGCAGUCCGGAAUACGUUAUGUGCUAUAUUAACUAUCUGUCUCAUCUGAAUGAGGAUAAUAACACGCGUGUCCUGUUCGAACGAGUACUCAGCUCUGGUGGCCUAUCGCCACACAAGAGUGUAGAGGUAUGGAAUCGUUUCCUUGAAUUCGAGUCUAAUAUUGGUGAUUUGUCCAGCAUUCUCAAGGUGGAGCGGCGACGCAGCGCCGUCUUUGAAAAUCUAAAAGAAUAUGAGGGCAAAGAAACGGCACAGUUGGUGGAUCGCUACAAGUUUCUAGAUUUAUAUCCCUGUACUAGCAGUGAACUAAAGUCCAUAGGUUAUGCGGAGAAUGUGGGCAUCAUUCUCAACAAAGUGGGUGGAGGCGCUGUUGCUGCAACUGGGGCAGCUAAUGCAGCCCAGAAUAAUGGUGAGGCCGAACCAGAUAGCGAAGCGGCACCACAAUUGCCGCGUCCCGAUUUCUCGCAAAUGAUACCAUAUAAGCCCCGACCUUGCGCCCAUCCCGGUGCUCAUCCACUGGCCGGCGGUGUAUUUCCUCAGCCGCCGGCUUUGGCCGCUCUCUGUUCCGCCUUGCCGCCACCGAAUUCAUUUCGCGGUCCCUUUGUCAGUGUGGAGCUGCUAUUCGACAUCUUUAUGCGUCUCAAUUUACCUGAUUCUGCACCCCAACCAAAUGGUGACAACGAGCUAUCGCCCAAGAUCUUUGAUCUGGCGAAAUCUGUGCAUUGGAUUGUCGAUACUAGCACAUAUACGGGUGUCCAGCAUAGUGUGACAGCCGUACCGCCACGUCGUCGCCGCCUUUUGCCCGGUGGCGAUGAAAGCGAUGACGAACUGCAGACUACAGCACCGCCGGCCCGUGAUAUUUAUCGAUUGCGGCAAUUGAAGCGUUUUGCCAAAUCCAAUUAAUUUAAUUUUGGCUAGCCUUCCAUUAGAUUUUAUUAAAAAAAAAAAAGAAAGAGAAAUGAUCAAAGAAUUUCCUUAUACACACAUACAUAUACAUAUAUUUUUUUUAUACAAAAUUUUAUAUUAUUUUGUAGAGUAUAUGUUAGUAGAAUAGCCUCAAUAAAUGUGUGAGGCCUAAUUUGGCCUAAACUAUAAUACAUA